CAGUCUGUACGGGACGCCCGGAUCUCUCAGUGCGCUCGUCACUCGCACCGAGACCGGAACUAUUCUCUUUUGGCGAGUUAGACUCGUGACUUUUCUCUCACGGGACCCACGUCGGCACCUGAUUCUCUCUCAUUCCACUGUAUCUACGCAUACACAUAUCUCUUUCUCUCUCUUUCUCUCUCUUUCUCUCUCUCUCUCUCUCUCUCUCUCUCUCUCUCUCUUUAUUACUUUCUCUUUCUCGCGCUUAUACUUUUUCUCUCUCUCACUCUUUCCUUCUCUUCUUCCUUUUCCCAUUUAUUUUCCGCUCUUUUUUCCGCCCUCCAAAACUCUACCACGCAAGUAUCUACAUGAUUCAUCGCGGAUAGUCGCGCGCACGCGAGAGAGGGAAAAAGAGAGAGAGAGAGAGAGAGAAAGAGGAUGAUCUUUCAUCUCUUUCCAUCGUUGCCCAUAUUUUAAAGUGUACUCUUCUUUGGCAUUUUAUUCAUCUUCGAGCUCGUCAUUGGUGAACCUGGAAUGUCACGUUGCGCUACUGCGAGCACAGGUGAUCUUUGGAUCGAGAGGAACGAUCGAGAGUUUGUCAUAGAGGGUCGACGAGCUUGCACACGGGCUGGAAAUGCGCUUCGUACAUUUCGAGAGGAUCUCCUAGGAGGGAAGAGAGACCGAGUGGAGGAUCGGUCGAAAUAAUGCGAGCGAAGCGCAUCAGAAAGGAAAUCCGCUUCAGAUUGCUCAGGUACCGAGAGUGCGUCGAGUGUCGAAAGAACUCCUGUCCCAUCAACGAGAGACGCCUGAAGGAGAGGGAAGAAGGGACGAACGAGGAAGAGGAGGAAGAGAGAUUGAAAAAGGAAAAAAAUAUAUAUACCCGUGCUACUUUUUCUCCUCUUGUUUUUUUUUUCUUUUUCCUUUUCUUUUUACUUUCUCAACUGGCUGUGAUUUUGACUCAUAGAAAUCGUCUAGCCGUGAACGUGUUCCACGCGUAGAGCCUUUUUUGCAAAGGCUGAUUAAAAAAAAGAAAAGAGGAAAGAGAGAGCGAGAGAGAGCGAGAGAGAGAGAGAGAGAGAUAAAUCAUCAACGGAAGAGAAAGAGGCGAAAAACAAGCGGGGAGAAUUAGAUUCGAAAAGACCAGCUCUCUCUCUCCUAUCCAUGGAUCCUUCGGGAGAGGAAGGGGGAGCUCGAGGCGAGUUAGCUCGAAGGUAACAGGACGAUCGGUCGAACGAUUCUUAAAAACGAGGAAGAACAACGGAGAAGGAGGAGGUCAUGUCCGUUCGCGUGAAAGUUCGACUGAUGCGAAAAUAAGAAAACAGAAAGAGAGAAGAAGAAGAAAAAAAGGAAGAGAAGUAAAGAAACUAGAAUACUUCGACUAGAGUUGUCGUCGACGUUGUCGUAGACGUUCGAGGACGAAAAAAGUAGAAGAAGAAGAAGAAAGAGGAAAUAGGAGGUACUUACUGUAACAGAGGCUAACCUUCUUAUUGCUACGUCGUCCGAUUCUUCUUAAGGCCGAGUUCAUCUUUUCUUGAAAAUAGAAAGAGUAAGCGAGAAGAGAGAGAGAGAGAGAGAGAGAGAGAGAGAGAGAGAACGCAUCCACCUUCUUCUCUUCUCGCUCUCUCUCCUCGAGUAUACCGAAUUCGAUUUGAGUUGCGAAAAGCUCGAAAGCUUUCGUGAUAGAACGUGACUCUACUUGCUUGUUCGAGGUUGAUGCUGAGGGAGAGAGAAAGAGAGAGGAUUAGUUCUCUUCUAGAGUCUACAAGAUACCGAGAAGGUGGAAGAUAAAGGAAGAAAAGAAAAGUGAAAAAAAAGCAAGAUUGAAAAACGAAGCUGGAAAAUAUCGACUAGAGUGGACCUAUAGGGAGAUAAAAAUCCAUAAAAAAAAAAAAAGGAAAAACGAUCGAUAAAGUGGAAUCUUGUCGUUCUCGCGAGGGACUCUUUUUUUCCUUUCCCUCUCCUUUCGAAUUUUCUCUAUGUGAGAAAUCCCGAAAGUAGAAAAUAUCGAAAGGUUUCGUUGCGUGGGCAAAAAUUUGUUAGUUUUUUGCCUAUUCAAGGACGAAGAAGAAUAAAAAGGGGGGAAAAAGAGAGGAAGAAACAAAGAGGAUUUAGAAUGAUUCUAGAAUGACGAUGAUGACGAUCAUGAUGAUGAUACCGACGACGACGAGGACGAUGACGACGAUGGUGAUGGCGAUGAUGAUGACGAUGAUGGAUCGGGCGGCAUCAGCGACGAGAAAGCGAGAUUUUUCCGGGGAAAAUAAUUUCCGAUGAAAUCUUUCUGAUCCCUAAAGUCUCAGGAAGAUCUUUCGUAUUCCCAAAAACGGAAUAACAAACGUCGAACGUACGACCAAUACUCUCGAUUUUUCUUUCUCUUUUUUUCUUCGAAUACGCGUUCAAGGAAGUAAGGCUCGUGUUAUUUUUUAAGCCCACGCGAGAUUCGAAUUAAAAAGGGAAGUGAUUUUUCUUGUGAAAAGUGCUAAAGUGUACGUUAUUAAUUAAUCGAACGGGAACCAGUGGAACCCUUAACAACGAGGACAAUUAAUAUUUAUUUAGUGAACGAUACACGUGUUGCGUCUACGUCGAAAUAAAUUCGAAGAAAUGAAAAAAUAAGGAUUUGUCUUCUCUAAGGAAGAAGGAUUUCGUCGAAGCAUUUGGCUUCUUCUGUUUUCUUCUUUUUCCUUAUUCCGUGCGAACGACUUGGGAGGAUCGACUCGGACAAAUAGACGUGUUCUCGCUGAGAGUUAUCCGUUGUAUUGGGGAGAGAAAGAGAGAGAGAGAGAGAGAGAGAGAGAGAGAGAGAAGUCUUCGACCCGGAGAAGUAAGCAAUGGAGCGUUUUUUUGCGAGAGCACGUUAGAGCGAACGAGAAGGAGAGAAGAAGAGAGAAAAUAUCAUUUUCUCGAGAAUGGAGUUUCAUGGUGGCGUCGGUAGGGUAUCCAUAAAUCCCUCGUAUCAUCGUCGUCAUCGUCAUCUUCUUGGGUUCGCGAAAAAAGAAGAUUCUGAUAGCGAGGUGGCCGAGUCAAAUUAAGAUGCGAGAAUUGAACGCCAGUGCAUGCACUGCUUUGUACGAGGGCGUUGAGUGGUCCGGCCCAUGGAUCCUAUUCACCCUGAUCACUCUGGCUAUCGUCAACGUGAUGGUCGUGCUCGGUAACGUCCUCGUUAUACUCGCCGUCUAUUACACGAGCAAGCUCAGAAACGUGACGAACAUGUUCAUCGUCAGUCUUGCUGUGGCUGAUCUCUUGGUCGGACUCGCCGUUCUUCCAUUCAGUGCCACUUGGGAAGUCUUCAAGGUCUGGAUAUUCGGUGAUCUAUGGUGUUCGGUUUGGCUAGCCGUCGACGUUUGGAUGUGCACCGCGUCGAUACUGAACCUUUGUGCAAUCAGUCUCGACAGAUAUCUGGCGGUGACCAGACCCGUCAGUUAUCCCCAGUUAAUGUCUCCGAAACGAGCAAGGCUUCUGGUCGCCACAGUCUGGGUUCUGAGCUUCGUCAUCUGUUUUCCACCCCUGGUCGGUUGGAAAGAUAAACGGUCUCAUCCUACGCACAACGUGACGUUUACGCAGAACGGCCCCUUCAACACUACCACCAUUAUAGUACCGGUGAAACCGUGUCCGUGGAUCUGCGAGUUGACCAAUGACGCCGGAUAUGUCGUUUACAGCGCUCUAGGCUCCUUCUACAUACCGAUGUUAGUAAUGCUCUUUUUCUAUUGGAGAAUCUACAAUGCAGCCGUUUCCACAACGAAAGCCAUCAAUCAGGGCUUUCGUACCACCAAGGGUUCCAAAAUGUUUGGAUCCAGAUUCGACGAACAGAGAUUAACACUGAGGAUACAUCGAGGACGCGGAAGCGUUCACAACGGUAGUAACAACGGUAGUCCAAGAAGCCCGGAUUAUUCCACUCGUAGUUCCGUCAGAAAGGAAAAGAUCAAGAUCUCGGUAUCGUAUCCGAGUACAGAAACAUUAAACACAAAGUGCAACACUCUCGAGAGGACUCCUUCGAGAUGUUCUCAAGUUUCCGUGCAUUAUAGUAACGGACAAACGCAGACUCAGCUCUGUCCGAGUUCUAGGAGUACGCAUUUGAAGGUUGGCGGUAUAAACAGAGUAGGCAGUAUGAGGAGACCCAGCAGAAGGAGUAGCUGUGAGAGUCAGUUGACGGGUGACGAGGUAACGCUUCGAGAACUAGCUCAGGGCCAAGAGGAGAAGCCUAGGAUGAUGAAGAUGGGUAAACGAAAUAUAAAGGCACAGGUGAAGAGAUUUCGAAUGGAGACAAAAGCGGCAAAGACCUUGGGUAUCAUAGUCGGUGGCUUCAUACUCUGCUGGCUGCCAUUCUUCACGAUGUAUCUCCUACGUGCGUUCUGCCCGAAUUGCAUCCACCCAACCGUCUUCAGUGUACUAUUUUGGCUAGGAUAUUGCAACUCCGCGAUAAAUCCUUGCAUCUACGCGCUCUUCAGCAAGGACUUUCGCUCGGCCUUCAAGCGAAUAAUCUGCAGGUGCUUCUGCAAACGGCGAGCCAACACGUUACGGCGCGGUAGCGACGGCAGCCAAUUGGCGAUGAGAAGCGAGAGAAGUCCAAGUUAUACAAUGCGUGUGCAGCAGCAGGGCGUUUCCAUGGACGACUCCGACCAGGAUCCCGGAUCAGAACCGACUGUACAUUCGACGAGCGAGUCCAGAUGACUCUAACCAGUCGGAGCUGGUGCGCACCGCGUCACCUUUGACCGCAGAACUUCGACGAUCAGGAUACAUUCGUCCUAUAAAGCCUGAGACCCUUCUCUUUCUCUUUCUCUCUCUCUCUCUCUCUCUCUCUCUCUAUCUAUCUAUCUCUCUUUCUCUCUCUUUCUUUCUAUCUCUAUCGCUAUCAUUAUUUCUCAAUUUCUCUUUCAUUCUGUCUCUCUCUCUCUCUCUCUCUCUCUCUCUUUGUCCCAAAAAAUGGAUUCGUUUAAACGGAAAUUUAAACGAUGCGAAGACAACGACGAUUGUGAAUAAAAUAGCAACACAAAUAAUGCGAUAAUAAUCGACAAUUGAAUACAGCGCGCGCGCGCGCGCGCAUACGAGUAAUUGCUCGAGAGGGUUGGGUAUCACGAGAAAGAGGGAGAGAAGAAGUGGUAGAGAAGGAGUUGGAGGAGACGGGGAAGUGGUGUCCUAAAACACGCGUUUACUUUAGAUGUCGUAAGUAUUAUUAUAAAUGAUUAUUAUAUCGUCAUCGUAAGUUCUCGAAUCGUAAAGAAGGAGGUAUUCUAUGGAGACAUUGAUAGGUAUAUAACCGCACAUACACGUGUUGUACAUAUCACAAAAGAUUUCGUGUAUACACGGUGAGAUAAUGUUAAGUAAGAUUAAGUCAAAAGGCGACAGUCGUUAACCUUCUCUACGUCUAAAUGGUGUUCGUUGAAUCGUGCAAAUCGUGUGUUCUCCUCCAGCCGAUAUAUAUACAUGCAUACAUACAUACAUACAUACAUACAUGCAUGCAUGCAUGCAUGCAUGCAUGCAUACAUACAUACAAAACUUACCUUUUCUUUUCUUUUCUUUUUCUUUUCUCGUCCAAAACGUUGGAACGUUUUUCGCAUCGAUAGAUAUUUCUUUCUUGCGAAGAAAAAGCGAAAGAAAGAAGGAAGAAUAAAAGAAAGUCCUCACGCUUAAGAGCAAAAUACACUUGCAAUUUCUUUCGACCGAUUGCGUAUUAUGCAAAGGGAGAAGAAAAGCGGGUAGAAAAGUUAGCAGCGAAUAUAAUAUGCGCGAUUAAUGUAUUAUGUGAUAUACCGUAUGAAUAACGUUACGAACGAUUGCAAGUAAACAAUAUGAAUACGUGCGAAUAAAGUUCCGAGUCCAUUGAUCUUUUACCGUUA
Vespa crabro (European hornet) is the source of this 5810-nucleotide messenger RNA. It is a transcript of the gene Oamb, whose product is annotated as octopamine receptor Oamb. Gene Ontology annotation, biological process: adenylate cyclase-activating adrenergic receptor signaling pathway. Gene Ontology annotation, molecular function: G protein-coupled amine receptor activity. The record is from RefSeq and is a predicted model, not a curated record. The transcript is spliced from 11 exons. Gene Ontology annotation, cellular component: membrane. Bases 3007 to 4644 code for a protein of 545 amino acids. NCBI's taxonomy places the organism in Eukaryota, Metazoa, Arthropoda, Insecta, Hymenoptera, Vespidae.